UAUGGAGAGAUAAUAAUGAAGACUAUGGAAGUAAAGAUAAUGAAACUCUAAAUAAUAAUAUUGCAGUAAUUAUUAGACAAAUAAGUAACUCCUUUAAAAGAAUUGCUAAAGAAAUCAGAGAUGCUUGA
Messenger RNA from Funneliformis caledonium, 128 nucleotides. The record is from the annotation of a GenBank genome assembly. NCBI's taxonomy places the organism in Eukaryota, Fungi, Glomeromycota, Glomeromycetes, Glomerales, Glomeraceae.